Messenger RNA from Wasmannia auropunctata (little fire ant), 1829 nucleotides. RefSeq names its product cell cycle checkpoint protein RAD17 (gene Rad17). Bases 114 to 1505 code for a protein of 463 amino acids. Gene Ontology annotation, biological process: DNA damage checkpoint signaling; DNA repair; mitotic DNA replication checkpoint signaling. Lineage: Eukaryota; Metazoa; Arthropoda; Insecta; Hymenoptera; Formicidae. Gene Ontology annotation, molecular function: chromatin binding. The record is from RefSeq and is a predicted model, not a curated record. The transcript has 9 exons.
UACAUACGCAAAGAGUGAGACACGUGACUGGCGCGAGGCGAACUUUCGAACUUGUAGAGUGAGACAGUUAGAGCGUAAAAAAAGUAUGGAACAGAUAAUUUUUAUGAAAAACCAUGGUUGAAUCAAAGGGAAGCAACGCUUGGUGCGUGCCGUCAUUCGACUGCGAGCCUGUAAACAAGCCCCUGGUGAAGCGUGCCAAAACAGCGAGAUCGGACAGGACGCCGCUCCACAGGUCGUCCACGCAGAGCGAUUUCAAGAGAAAGAAGCAUGAAACGAGCCUGUCGAAGCUGCUUCAGGCCUGCGAGCCUCAGAAGUCUUCCGAACUGGCGAUCAGCAGGCAGAAGCAGAACGAGAUCUCCAGGUGGCUUCAGGACAAGUCGAAGGGACAGCCCUCCAUGCUGAUCCUCUCCGGACCUUCCGGCUGCGGCAAGACUGCAGCCGUAAAAUUGCUCGCCAGGGAGAAUGACUUCGAUGUCGUGGAAUGGAUUACGCCGGUCGAUCCGGCUGAGGAUGAGAAUAGUAACAGUCAUCGCGUGGUGCGACAAGGCGACAGGUUCGAGGAUCAUCUGAUCCGUGCGACGCGUUAUCACACAGUGUUGGGUGACUGUUCCAAACAACUGCUCCUCGUCAAGGACCUCCCGAACGUCUAUCAGGAGGAUUGCAAAAGCUUCUUCGAACUUGUGGAAAAAUAUUUCCAAAUAGGAAGAGAACCCGUGAUAUUCGUUUGCACGGAGACCGGCAAUUCGAAGCUGAUGCGCACUUUAUUUUCACCUGAUGUAAGGGAGAAGUUCGGUAUUGACCUGAUAAAUAUAAACGCAGCCACGCCUACCGCGAUGAAGAACAUGUUGAAACGGGUGUCCGGUACGUUGAAUUCCAUCGCCGGCGACAUGCUGCACGUCUCACAGCGACACAUCGACGAGAUACUGUCCAACAGCAUCGGCGACGUACGCAGCGCCGUUCUGAAUCUGAUUUUCGUCUCUCUCAGAGUGCCUGAGGGACACCUGAAAAGCGAGUGCGGGAUACGGGAGGAAACCUUGGGUCUGCUACACGGCAUCGGCAGAGUCACGAAUCCGAAAAGAAAACCACACGGCGACUCCUUCAAGUUCGAUCACGAUCCCGAAGAGAUAGCGGCGUUCUUUCAAUCGCAUUCGGUGGUGUUCGUCAAAUUCCUGCAGGAGAAUUAUCUGAAUACAAUAAGAACUUUGGAGGAAGCCGCUGUUGCGUCUGAUAUAUUGAGCCUAGGUGAUGUUCUGAAUUCCGAAUGGCGUGAUCCCAAUUUGCGUAAAGUUGCGUUGUCGUACUGCAUCCGUGGCUUGAUGCUGACGAAUGAGAAGCCUGUGACUGCCUGGAAUCCGGUGAGAAAGCCGCGGGAUGAUCACAGUAACAUACGAAGGUGCUUGGUGACGGCAGAAGCGCGCUGCUACGAAGCCAUAAUUAAAUCCAUUCCGAAGGAAACGAACGAGACCCUGAAUGAAGACGAGGAAACAAUUAUCGAGGAAGAUUAAACGUUGCGUUACAUAUAAAAUACUUUUUCUACGAUUGUUCUUUCCCUUCAAUGAUUUUUUUUUACUAUGAAAUUAAUAUAUUAAUAUUUUAUAAGUUAAUGUUUUAUAUAAAAAUUAGCUACAAAAUAAAAUCAAUUAAAUUCCAGCAAUUAGUUUAAUAAUUAAUUAAACGUGUCGUUUGUUGUGAAAAUUUUGAGUUACAAUUGUUAAACCCGCCUUUUUUUUAUCACGUAUCAAUAAUGUAGAAUUUUAAACUUUGUGCCGAAAGACUCGAAAGUAUAAUGUUGAUUGUAGGACAAUGAUAAAGAGCAGAACUUAAAUGAA